GUCUAAUUAACAGACAGACGAAAGGCAGCACCCUAGCCACCCCCCCCCCCCCUUUCUCGUACACACACGGGGAAGAUGCCUAUACAAUGACUGGGGGAAGGGGGAAAGAUUUCUCAACAUAGAGAACCUCAAGCAAAAGCGUGCAUGCUGAAAUGUCCGAGUUGGGUUAGUCUCUGCCGAUGGAUUAGCAGUGCACUUUCAGCAGGCUGCCGAUAGGGACUGUCAGCCGCUGCUUUGUCCAAUCCCAACACGCUGCAGAAGGAGACAGAGACAGAGAGAGCUUCCCUCACUACCACCGCCCAUGAAAGAUCACGCUGGUAGCCUCGGCUGAUUCAGGAGUUAGCCGCACCACUACGUAAAGUGGCGUUUGGUACGUGCCAGGCCGAUUGUACAAGAGCCAGAGCAGACCCAACAGGAGGCGAUUGCAUUCUCCGUUCACUGCCACUCUGUAAAUGUUGAAGACACUAUUGAAAUGUUACCGAAAUCAAGACGCGCACUUACAAUCCAGGAGAUUGCUGCACUUGCAAGAUCAUCUUUGCAUGGUUUCUCCCAGGUUGUAAAAGACCAUGUAACUAAACCUACUGCCAUGGCUCAGGGUCGAGUUGCUCACCUCAUAGAAUGGAAGGGCUGGUGUAAGCCUAUGGAAUCUCCAAUGACUCUGGAGAUUGAUUUCAAUUCCUACUCAGACUUAAGUGAAGGUGAACAGGAAGCAAGAUUUGCAGCAGGUGUGGCAGAACAAUUUGAGAUUGCAGAGGCUAAACUCAAAGCGUGGUCUUCUGUCGAUGGCGAUGAUUCAAAUGAUGACUCAUAUGAUGAAGAUUUUGUACCAACUAGUGACAGCACUCUGCCAGCUGAUGCUGCCGGACAGUACCCCCAAAUGAAUUGCUCGAGAGAUAUGCUGCAUAGCCAUUUGUGCAAACUAACAGUGAGACAGGCAUCAUGUGAGCAGGAAAGUGAUUCCUCCCAAACUGUCUCCCCAGAGACCCUUUGUUCAAGUCUGUGCAGUCUGGAAGAUCACCCUUUGCUUAAAAUGGAGCUGGGGUCCCCCACCGAAUUAGCCACAAAACUGUUUGGUCAGAUCAGUGCAAUGACUGAUCAUAGGGACAUGAUCUCUCAGCUGCAACCAAACAGCAACACUGAAUGUGCCUUUAGGAACCUUAUCUGUGAGGACUCCUCUUAUUCUGUGUCUUAUGCUGAAUCUUGUUUUACCCCAGAGGAAGAUGACUUGUCAUGCCAAGAAUACAAAACCAUCUGUAAGAAGGAGGAUGGCGAGUAUGAGGGACGUAGAAAAGUAUCAGACGUUGCUUCCUCAGGUGUAGUAUCUCUGGAUGAGGAUGACGCAGAAGAUCAAUGAACCCUUUGUGACCCUGGCAUGUGUUUCUCCCUUUGAUACUGGUCAUGAGGCGUCCAAACAAUCGGUCUGUAUUUUGUAAAAGACUGUAAAAAUAGCCUUUGCACAAAUAAUUGCCUGAGGUUUGAUGCAAAGGUUCAAGCAAUUCACAGGUUUGCAUGCUAUGAAGUGCCGAAAGGAACUGUUUGCUGAAAUGUUCUUAGCACGGUAUGUAGCUCAAGCUUUGAGAAUCUUUCGUACUGAUCUUUAAAUUCCAUGCUAUGUUAUUUUUCAUGCUGGAAAGCAUUCUCCAGUCACAAUGGCAUGGCUAUGUCUUGUGCUAAAAUGGCCAAAUUAUAAUCUUCGUACAAGAUUAAGCAGCUGCUGGAAUGUUCUUAAAAACAGACGACAUGUCUUUUUAAAAAUAUUUCACAUAAGAGGUAUUUGCUUUUAACCUUCUAGUUUUAUACCAUUCAACAUAUUAUAGUCGGAUGAUAAAUUAAUUUUCAAUGGUCUAAUGAAAAACGUGCAAAUGUCUAAAUCUUUUAAAUUCCCACAGUUGAAUCCUCUAAUUUUGGAUAAAAUAGUUUCCACUGAUGCAGUAAAGGAAAAGUGCAUUAUGGUUCAAAUUUUAUAUUUUUGUAUUUGUGUCUGCAUCUUGUGAGGUAUUGCUGUAAAUUGGAUUGCACGGGGCUUCAGUGCUGUUGCUGUAGGAUAUUUCUUUGUUAUCACUGUGUGAUAUAGUCUACAAACAAAGAAUACUGUGGUAUUUCUGACUUUCAUUGUCAUACCGUUUAAACUGCAAGUUUAACAUAUUAUACAAGAAUAAUGCAGUCAAUAUCCCACUCAAAUAAAAGUCACGCAUGAGUGCCUGAAAUACCGAUUGAUAUGGCACAUUCAAAACAUUAAUUUCUAAAAAUUAAAAGUAAGUUCCGUCUGGAAGUGCGUGAAUUUGAUGACUGUAUCGGCCAAUGUAAUGAUGAUGAUACAUGGAUCUAAUCUUUUUUCUUUCAAAUUAUAUUCAGAAAGGUAUACCAGGACUCUCAUUAUUUUCUAGCUAGGUGCUUCAGAUCAUUCACUCACGUGAGGAAGGUUUUAAUUGAUGAAGGUCCUCUGCUUAUGGCUUCCUUUUUUGUGUUAUUGCUGUUUCUGGCAUGAUAAUGGCCUGGCAGUGGAAAAACAACUUUCAUGCAAUGUUUAAUUGGCUGUGGCUGUUUUCCUGAAAAAUUAUGAGCAAUUCAUUUGCUUCAGAUUGCCCAUAACUAUGACUUUGUUACAUCUCAUAAGCAACAGUUUUGUUUGACUGGGUCUGCCUUUUCGUUUGGAGUUUGCUGGAUAUGAUUUGUAAAUGUUCUUAAUUUUCCCAAGAAACAUCACCUACCUUGAAUGCCUGCUAAAAUGUUUCAGGGCUUGAUAUGGCCCAGACUGUACAGCAUUAAUAUUCGGUGCCCUCACGCCCCUCUACCUGACCCUCCUCAGAAUACUGAAGUGGCCUGACUGAUUAUGCUUUAGCAGCAUCUCAGGAGAGUUAAGAAAGUGUGUGUUUUUUCUCCGAAUAAGACAUAGACAACCCGAGUAACAAUUGUUACAGACCAAAACUGGGAAAUCAAGCUCUGUAAUUUAAAAAAAAAGCUGCAAGAUCCAUCAUAAUUUGGCUGUAAACAUUUGAUCAUAUUGCCUGAUUGUUUUGGAUGUACUUGAGUCUGCAACUAAGUAAUUGCUAGUCUUUGUUAUACUUCCUAUUUUCGAAUCGAAUUAUAGACAGGGUGAAAGUGGAUCAUCUUUUUGAUUAAGAGCAGGGCUAUUUUGCUACAACUGGGGUUCUAAUAAACCUUGCUGAAUAAAGCUGUCCAAAUUAUUUUCCACAUAGGCGUUAACAGAGGUUGCAGAUCUCUCCAUUACUAAUUGUGCAAAGAUUUUGUAGCACUAAAAAUUUUAGAAGUUCCCAGUUCAAUGGAAGAUGCCACUGUGAAUGUUCCUAUGAAUUCUACUUGCACUCAUCUAUUUUGUAAUAUUGUAAAUGUAGUAUGUGGUACUGUUCUUUAGGAUAUAACUUGUGUCUUCUUUUGUCUAUCAUUUUCUUUGUUAUAGUAACAAUUAAGAAUUCCAA
Molecule: messenger RNA, 3440 nt
Organism: Rhincodon typus (whale shark)
Lineage: Eukaryota; Metazoa; Chordata; Chondrichthyes; Orectolobiformes; Rhincodontidae
Gene: fam131ab
Product: family with sequence similarity 131 member Ab
Exons: 5
Coding region: 473-1354 (293 amino acids)
Source: RefSeq, a predicted model, not a curated record